Messenger RNA from Penicillium subrubescens, 1506 nucleotides. Its product is annotated as GMC family oxidoreductase. The transcript has 6 exons. Gene Ontology annotation, molecular function: oxidoreductase activity, acting on CH-OH group of donors; flavin adenine dinucleotide binding. Lineage: Eukaryota; Fungi; Ascomycota; Eurotiomycetes; Eurotiales; Aspergillaceae. The record is from RefSeq and is a predicted model, not a curated record. The coding region runs from base 1 to 1506 and encodes 501 amino acids.
AUGCACUGGACUAUUUUGGCGACUGGAUUUCUUCAUGUGGUCUCGAGUGCCUCUGUACCUCCAAGCCUGGAGAUACAUGUGAAAGACGUGACAGCCCCGAACAUUGUUAAUGUCCACGUCGAGAACGCAAACACUGUCACCCAGGAUAUUGUCUUCACGUACGGAAAAUGCGACCUUGUCAGCUUUGACGAAAUUCAUGAUACAAUUGCAAAGAUCUCUGGUGGUGGACGACGAAGCGAUGCAGCCCACGCAUAUAUCCAUAGCACCAGGGCCAAGCACUCCAACCUUCAUCUGAAGUGCAACACCAGGGUGGAUAAGAUUAUCAUUGAGAAUGGUCGCGCUGUGGGUGUUGCGACAGUCCCAGCCAAGCCGCUGGAUGGCGUCGAUCCACCACGUAGAAUCUUCCGGGCGCGAAAGCAAAGUAUCAUCAGCGGUGGUACUCUGAGCUCUCCUCUCAUUCUCCAGCGAUCGGGUGUUGGCGACCCGGAGAAGCUGCAGCGCGCAGGCGUCAAGCCUCUCGUGAACUUGCCUGGUGUGGGACGGAACUUCCAGGAUCACCUUCUCACCUUCUCGGUGUAUCGUGCAAAGCCGGACACGGACACUUUCGAUGACUUUGUUCGAGGAGAGCCAAAGAUUCAGAAGAAAGUUUUUCAAGAAUGGAACCAAAAGGGAACAGGUCCUUUGGCAACAAAUGGAAUUGACGCGCGAGUGAAGAUUAAACCUACUCCGCAGGAGCUCAAUGAAAUGAAGAAAUGGCCCACCCCGGAGUUCAACAGUGGGUGGGAGUCUUACUUCAAGAACAAGCCUGAUAAGUCUGCCAUGCACUACUCCGUCAUUGUUGGUUGGUUCGGUGACCACAUGCUGAUGCCCCCCGGCGAGUUCUUCACAAUGUUCCAUUUCCUGCAAUACCCAUUCUCUCGAGGGUCCACUCAUAUCCAGUCGUCAGAUCCAUAUGCUGUCCCGGACUUCGACGCUGGAUUUAUGAAUGACAAGCGCGACAUGGCUCCAAUGGCGUGGGGAUAUAUCAAGUCCCGUGAAACCGCUCGGCGAAUGGGCGCUUAUGCUGGUGAAGUGACCGGAAUGCAUCCUCAUUUUGCUUUUGACUCUCCAGCACGGACGCGUGAUCUCGAUCUGGAGACUACCAAAGCGUAUGCUGGCCCGAACCACAUCACUGCCGGUAUUCAAUAUGUGAAACGUCAUGUCGAGACUACCUGGCACUCCCUCGGAACAUGCAGUAUGGCCCCUCGAGAGGGAAGCUCCAUCGCACCCCACGGUGGUGUUGUAGAUGAGCGCUUGAAUGUCCAUGGCGUGAAGGGACUUAAGGUUUGCGAUCUGUCCAUCUGUCCGGAUAAUGUGGGCUGCAACACUUUCAGCACUGCGCUUCUUGUUGGUGAGAAGUGUGCAGUCCUCGCUGCCGAGGAUAUGGGUUACUCUGGAGAUGCUUUGAAGAUGGAGGUACCCACUUACCAAGCUCCAGGAGAGUUUGUCAAUCUCGCUCGCCUGUGA